Molecule: messenger RNA, 225 nt
Organism: Necator americanus (New World hookworm)
Lineage: Eukaryota; Metazoa; Nematoda; Chromadorea; Rhabditida; Ancylostomatidae
Exons: 3
Coding region: 1-225 (74 amino acids)
Source: RefSeq, a predicted model, not a curated record
AUGCAGAAAAUAGCAGUUUUCUUCUUUGCUCUAGUGCUUCUCGCUUGCGCCGAACAAAAGUGCAAAGUAGACAAGGACUGUUCUCCAGGAUUCAAAUGCAGCGGAGGAUUCUGUGCUGUCAAUCCGAGAUGCCCUGUGCUCGUUUCUCCGCAAAUUCCGGCUGGGUGCAAAUUGGAAACGAGUGUGGACGACAACUAUUGUCCAAAGAACAAAGUUGUUUGCUAA